AUGUCGAAGCGCACGAGAAGUCGAGAGAGGUUUCCAAUAGGAGAGUGGGCUCGUAAAGCGAAGUAUAAGCGCGUCAAAGCUGUGGAAGCGAGCAAAAGCCUUGAAAAUAUUAACCAGGAGAUAUCAACUGCUAAAGGGACCAUAAAAAUUCAAAAGGAAAAUAAUGUUCAGCUGCAAGGCGAAAUAAAGGAGCUCAGGAGAAAGGUAAGCCACUGAAAAGGAUGCUAUUUUUUGAAGUUGAUUGCAAUGUAGUGACUUGAGUAAUGAAGUGGUAUUAAAGCUGAAGGAUUACUGAAAGUAAUCAUUUGAUAAACGUUGGUGUGAUGUGGGUAUCAAUUAGUAUAUAUAAUAGGACUCCUUGCUUGUCCAAUUAAUUAAGAAAACAUUGGAUGAGAAAUUCAGAGGAACACCAAAAUUGGACGAGGCCGAUGCCCGAUUCCAAUUUAGUGUUCCAAGAAAUUUUCAAAUCCAAUGUUGUCUUAAUUGGACAAGCAUGGACUCCUGUUAUUUGUUAAUUAUAUAGCUACCUCUAAACCCAAACUAUCCAAAUUUAAAAAAAUCUGGACACCUAUCCAAUUUAAAAAAAAAAUUGGACACUUGCCAUUAUUGGAUUUAGAGGUAGUUGUAAUAUAUAGAUUUAGCCAGGGCUAAAAGCGAAGCUCCCAUUAAUAAAUUUAGAAUUUAAAUCAAAUAAUAAACUUGUAAUCCACAAAUCAGUUAACUUGAACGGAAAGCUAAGGCUGAGUGAUUUUAGAGUGAAAAAAAAAUCUUACAUCGAAUUGAUAGCCGUAUAUAUACACCCAAAAAAUAGCAAACAUCUUCGAUCACAUUUUAGAGCCAUAAUGGCUCUUGAUCACAGUAGAUUAGGCCUGGAAAACGAAUUUUUGGAAAACAAAUCAGGCCGAAUUUUUUGCUUUCGACAAGUUUACUUAACAAAAACUUGCAAACAACUCUGGGAGCGUGUAAACCAACAUUUCAUACUUUUUACACAUCACAUCUGAAACAGUGAUAUGAGGCGUUGUUUUUAUCAUAUAGACCUCAGACAAAAUGCAGUAUUUCACAAUUUUUCAAGACAAAUUGCACUCAUUCAAUAUUCAGAACCGUCUGAAGCACUUUCGUGGGCUUUUAGCAAAACCGUUCAAAUAAUUUCCAAAAUCAUUUAUACGGCCAGCCGGUUCUCACUUUUGACAAGCGCCAAAUUUUCAGUGAACAUUAAACGAGUUACGCUUCAACGUAAUAAAGAAUUUAUUGUGUUUAUUUUUUUUAUUAAAUGGUUUUAUAACGAUGUGCAAUCUUAAAAAGCGUUUGAUACGAGCAGCAUUUUGAGUACUCCUGCAAGCGUUGUUUAUGAACGACUGAAAACAAACUGCAAAGCGAUUAAAAUUGUAAGAGACUACUAACAAUCAAUAAAAGAAAUGUAAUUCGGUGAAACAUUUACAGAGACAACAAUUUUCAUUCACGAAGACAAGUAUUAAAGCGUCUCUAAAAACUGAGUCUUUAAGCUUAAGCUUAAAGCUAAUUAGCCGGCUUCCUCUUGUUUACUGUUUUCAAAGAUGAACUCGAGGCAAGAAAACCGCUCAAAGCUUUCUUUCUACAGCCAAAAUUAUAACUAAAUACUCUUCGGAAAGUUUUUUCGUUCUAUAUGCGGAGAGAAAAUAUCGACUAAAGGCUUUUUAAAGUUCUGUAAGCUUAUAUAUACUAGAUCAGAUCAUUGUCUCAGAUCUUAACACAAACGUGCAUAAAUUAGCCUGAUAAACUGCGCUCGACUUCAUGAAAUUAGAUAUAAAAAACAAACAUACACUGUAUACAAUAAUUACUUAGGCUUACCAUUCGAGAUGCAGCUCUUGAAAGCUAUAAAGUAAGGCCAGAAUCGCUUGAGGGACUUUUCAAUCCGCAUCCAGCAAGGUAAAAACGAAAGCGAUGCAUCCGAAAUCGGAUUUCCAACUUUGGCAACCGGCGCAUUUCCCGACCAAAAAUUCAAUAAACAAACCAGCCAUGAAUAAAAGAAGACUGUUGAUAGCAGCUGUAUUUCAUUUUAAGCAUCCAGUGGAAAAAGACAGUAAAAGACAUCACAAGUUGACAAAAUACUCUGUCAGCUUCAGCUGUCAAACUGAAAGUAAACAAGGUUCAAGAUGCUGUAUAAAUCAGUUUCUGCAUGAACUCACCUGUCAAAUUUUGAACACGGAGCAUAAAAAAUUGGACGGUCGUAGAGCGUGAUCAACGCGUGUCUAUGGUCAGAAAAGUGAAAAGCUUCUGUCUUCCCUGCUUGUAUCUUUAAAUGACUGGCUGAAUUUUCGAGUCCGAGAUCAGUUUGAAAUCAAAAUGUUAAUAGCGCGGGGCCAUAGUGACAUUAACACAACACUUUCUGUCAUAUGUCAUUAUUUUGCUGCCGUUCUCUUUGCCUUUGUAUUUCUCUUUCGCGUUGCCUUUGUCUGUUCAUUCUAGCUCUGUCUCGUUCUACUUGCCGGCGUUUUUCACUAUAAUUUUCUCUCCUUCUUCUCGCUCUGACUCUUUCUACUUGCUUUCUUUUUUUCAAAACCAGUUGCGCGAUAUAAUUGCGCGACGUUGCGCCAUGCGAUUUCCCGCCAAAAAAAUCUGUACUUUCCCCUACCCCAAGAGUCAAUGCGGACUACUUUCCACUACCCGGAAAGUCCGUACGGACGGACGUACGCUACGUCAUAACCAAAUUUUCUGGGAUGGAUAGUUUACCAAAUUUUCUUACCCAUGGUGCUCCGCUGCGCGCGCGAAGCGCGCGCGGGAGCUCCGCUAUAAUUAAGGAGUAAAACUUCAUUGUUAUUGGCUGCAUAAAUUUAUCUUAAAAUUAAGGGAUCGAGUGGUAGCAUUCAUAGUGCUACAGGACACAAUAAUCGUGUUCAAGGUAAACUAUGAGGUUUUAAUUUUUCUUACUCUCUUUUAUUUCUGUCAACUUUACAAUUCAUUAUAAAUUAGAACUGCUCAUUUAUGGCUAGAAACUGGACAUUUUUGAAUGAAGCUGCUGUUCUGAAGCAUAGCUGCACUGUCUUUUUCAGCGUGGCUUACUUGAGGAUGAAAAAGUACACCUACCAAGAGGCUCAGUUGUCCCCUCAAAACUGGACAAGGAAAACAGUGACUGUACAGUUGGUCUGUCUGAGAAAAUUGCCUCGAAGAGAAGGAAGCUAACAUUGGAUGCAGCAAAGAAGAUCCAUUCUUGCCCUCAAAGACCUGAUGCAGUUUCCAAAACAGAUACGUUGAAGGGACUGUGGAAUACAUUUGUAUCUUAUGCUGACAACAAAGAUGUUGUUGAGUUAUGCAGUAGAUCUAGAAAGGUUAAUACCUUAGUUGUACCUAAAGUAGUAAAUGAUUCUGUUGCUGCUUUUGAGAAAUCAGUAAAAAAUUAUGAAAGAUCUGUAAGUGUUAUUUACAGGGGGGGUCUUCUAAGUAAAAGGAAGUACAAUGAGUCGCGUUCCUCAGAAAUGUUUGACUUUGAUAUUUCCACUGGAAAGCGAAGGCGAACAGAGUUCAAACGAGGCUGUAAGGUGCCCUCAUUAGUACCAUACAAAGAUGUGAUGAAAUUCAUAUCAGAACAAGAGAUUGGGACCCUUCACAAUAUACCUCUGGCCAGGGCUGACAGUGAAAUUGAGAAGGAGAGUGAAGAUGUUAAUCAGAAUCUGUUACCACUUGUACCUGGUCAUUUCAUUGACUUGUAA
Molecule: messenger RNA, 3686 nt
Organism: Porites lobata
Lineage: Eukaryota; Metazoa; Cnidaria; Anthozoa; Scleractinia; Poritidae
Source: the annotation of a GenBank genome assembly